UAAAUUAAUUUUUAAAAUGUUAUUAAAAUUAUUAUUUUUAUUUUUUAUAUUUAAUAUUUAUUUUUAUACAACUAACGCUCGACCAGAACCUGAACCAGCCUCAACAUUUGACGAACAUGAUGGAUAUCACAUACGACCAGAAUCUGUUCGACAUCGCCGUUCAGUAAUCAACAACUUGUUAUACCACAAUGCCGACGAAGAAAAUAAUGCCGAUUUUUGGCGAACAAGAGCACAAGUAACAGUUCGUGAACAUUUAUACAAACGUAUUAACAAGAAGCGAGCAAAAAAUGUUAUCAUGUUCUUGGGUGAUGGUAUGUCCAUACCAACAUUAGGUGCCGCCCGAAUUUAUCAAGGACAGUUAAAUGGUGAAUCAGGAGAACAAUCACAUUUAUUCUUUGAAAAUUUCCCCUACACUGGCUUAAGUCAAACAUAUUGUGUAAAUGCUCAAGUUGCCGAUUCAGCAUGUUCAGCAACCGCAUAUUUAUGUGGUGUAAAGGCUAAUGAAGGCACAAUGGGUGUUACGGCUGCAGUAAAACGAAAAGAUUGUAAGGCUCAAAGUGAUCCAAACAACCAUGUUACGUCCAUUGCACAAUGGGCAUUGGAUGCUGGUAAGGCAGCAGGAAUUGUAACCACAACUCGUGUAACGCAUGCUUCACCUGGUGGAACCUACGCACACACUGCUAAUCGUGAUUGGGAAUGUGAUACUGAUAUUAUUAAGGAUAAACAAGAUCCAAGUAUUUGCCCAGACAUUGCUACACAAUUAAUUACAUCAUCUCCUGGCAAACACUACAAGGUUAUAUUGGGCGGAGGUCGUCGUGAAUUUUUACCAAUGAACGUGACUGAUGAAGAAGGUUCACAAGGCCAUCGUUCAGAUGGAAUCAACUUAAUUAAAACAUGGCAAAAAGAGAAACAAAAGGCUGGUCUUAAUGCAAAAUAUGUUUGGAAUAGAAAUCAACUUUUAGAAGCUACAGCAGAUUCGAAUUUGGAUUCACUAUUGGGUCUUUUUGAAAGUGAUCAUUGUCUUUACAAUUUAGACACAAAUAAAGAAACUGAACCUACAUUAGCUGAAAUGACUGAAGCAGCAAUAACUGUUUUAAAUAAAACUUCAAAUGGAUAUUUCUUAUUUGUGGAAGGUGGGCGUAUCGACCAUGGUCAUCAUGAAACUCGAGCUCAUAAAGCUUUGGAUGAAACCGUACAACUUUCUGACGCAAUACGAAAAGCUGUUGAAUUAAUUGACUUAGACGAUACUCUCGUUGUUGUUACUAGUGACCAUGCUCAUACAAUGAGUUUUGCUGGUUACGCAGACCGUGGAGGUGAUAUUUUAUCAUUAGCUGGAAUGGGGCAAGAUAAGUUACCAUAUUCAACGUUAAGCUAUGCAAAUGGUCCUGGAUAUAAACCUGCGUCACAUAAUGGGGGACGUCAUAAUAUUUCAGAGGAUAAUAUGUCUGCUAAAAACUAUGAAUUUCCUGCAAUAGCUCCAUUGAGCUCGGAAACUCAUGGGGGUGAUGAUGUAGGUGUAUUUGCUUUAGGACCAUGGUCACAUCUAUUCACAGGAAUGUACGAACAAAAUGUUAUACCACAUUUAAUGGCAUUUGCGUCGUGUUUGGGUGAUGGUUUAACGUACUGUGAUAUUCGUACAGGCCACUGAAAUGUUCCAUGAUUCUGUUGAUCCUUUUGAUAUCAAUGUAUUAACGCUGUGAUAAGUUUAAAAAAAUGUAUAUAAUAAUAUAAUUACAAUUGUAUGUAAAAUACUCUAGUCGCUAACAAGGAUUCUGUGGAUAUAAAAAAGUUCAAAGGGUAAAUAUGAAAGGGUAUCAAAUUCGUUCGGCAGGACAGGAAAAAACACCCUUCAUCCGAUCGAUUCAAAAAUAUAUUGUAUAGGUAAUAUCUGCUAGGUUUAGACAAAAAUUUUCCUAAAUUAUACCAUUUUCACAAUAUCGCCCCCCAAUCUAAAAGUAUAUUAACCUUACAAAAUUCUUUUUUUUUUGGUGAAUACUAUCUCGUCAAUGUCAAGGUUUUGUACUGCUUAGAAUUAACAUGCAAAAAUGGUUUUUUUGGUUUAACUUUAGGAGGCGAAAACGAUUCAGUUUAGGGAAAAAUAUUUUUCGUAACAAGUCAGUUAAUUUACAAAGAUUACGUAUAAGAAUUUGUAGUCGAUCGUAUAAAGGACAUUUUUGCAUUAGUCAAAUAAUGGUCGGAAGAUAACCGACCAGGCUGACGAGCUUGAAACCAUGAAAAAUCGGUUCUAUGGAUCAAAAAUCAUAGAAAAUAAUCUAAAUUGCGUAUCAACACCUUCAUGUCCACAAAAUUUUUGCUAGCGACUGGAAUAAAAGAGUUUAUUUAAAAAACGUUAAAGAAAAAUUUAAUUUGUUAUUA
Messenger RNA from Chrysoperla carnea, 2376 nucleotides. RefSeq names its product membrane-bound alkaline phosphatase-like. Gene Ontology annotation, biological process: dephosphorylation. The transcript is spliced from 3 exons. Gene Ontology annotation, molecular function: alkaline phosphatase activity. Lineage: Eukaryota; Metazoa; Arthropoda; Insecta; Neuroptera; Chrysopidae. The record is from RefSeq and is a predicted model, not a curated record. The coding region runs from base 17 to 1648 and encodes 543 amino acids.